AAAGUUCCUAAACUUAAGCGUCUAUCGAAAAAUAAAAAACAAGUUGUCACCUAUGCUAAAGAAAUUGGGAGGAAUAAAGCCGUGGCAACCUUUAAGCUUGAUCCUAGCAUGGUUGGUCAUUGGAUUAAA
Molecule: messenger RNA, 129 nt
Organism: Racocetra persica
Lineage: Eukaryota; Fungi; Glomeromycota; Glomeromycetes; Diversisporales; Gigasporaceae
Source: the annotation of a GenBank genome assembly